Pungitius pungitius (ninespine stickleback) is the source of this 2117-nucleotide messenger RNA. RefSeq names its product UDP-glucose 6-dehydrogenase (gene ugdh). Gene Ontology annotation, molecular function: NAD binding; UDP-glucose 6-dehydrogenase activity. The record is from RefSeq and is a predicted model, not a curated record. The transcript is spliced from 12 exons. Gene Ontology annotation, cellular component: nucleus. NCBI's taxonomy places the organism in Eukaryota, Metazoa, Chordata, Actinopteri, Perciformes, Gasterosteidae. Gene Ontology annotation, biological process: glycosaminoglycan biosynthetic process. Bases 258 to 1748 code for a protein of 496 amino acids.
GUGUGCGCUGCUCGGAGUCAUGGAGAUUGAGGCGAUAACGUUUACACUAGAGUCAAGGUAGAGGCGGUGCACGAAAAGUUGGUAGAGCAGCCUUGACUGUAUGAGGUUAAGAGUUAGUUAAAUACAUUUAGAGCUUGUAAACCAUCACCGGCUCCCGGACCGACGGCUGUUUCCAGACGUUUCACGAGAAGGGGCGCUAACGGUCACCGUAAUCCACGCAUUCCUCAAGUUGCCUGACCGUCGAGUUGUCGAAGCAGAUGUUUCAGAUAAAGAGGAUCUGUUGCAUUGGUGCCGGGUACGUGGGGGGCCCGACGUGCAGCGUGAUUGCCCACAUGUGUCCAGAGAUCACGGUGACUGUCGUGGACGUCAACGAGGCCCGCAUCAAAGCCUGGAACUCGGACACUCUGCCCAUUUAUGAGCCGGGUCUGAAAGAUGUGGUGGAAUCAUGCAGGGGACAAAACCUGUUUUUCUCCACGGACAUAGACUCAGCCAUCAGGGACGCGGACCUCGUCUUUAUCUCUGUCAACACCCCAACCAAGACCUAUGGGAUGGGGAAGGGUCGUGCGGCGGACCUUAAGUUCAUUGAGGCGUGCGCCCGGAGGAUUGUGGAGGUGUCCAACGGUUACAAGAUUGUCACGGAGAAGAGCACAGUCCCCGUCCGAGCUGCCGAGAGCAUUAGACGUAUAUUCGAUGCCAACACCAAGCCCAGCCUGAACCUACAGGUGCUGUCCAACCCAGAAUUCCUUGCAGAGGGAACAGCGGUGCGGGAUCUGAAGGAGCCGGACCGCGUCCUGAUCGGCGGGGACGAAACGGCCGAAGGUCAAAGGGCGAUCCGAGCGCUGUGCGCCGUCUAUGAGCACUGGGUCCCGAAAGCUCGCAUCAUCACCACCAACACGUGGUCAUCCGAGCUGUCCAAACUGGCGGCCAAUGCAUUCCUGGCACAGCGGAUCAGCAGCAUCAACAGCAUCAGCGCCCUCUGUGAGGCCACCGGGGCCGACGUGGAGGAGGUGGCCAAGGCCAUCGGGAUGGACCAGAGGAUCGGAAGCAAGUUCCUCAAAGCCAGCAUAGGUUUUGGUGGAAGUUGUUUCCAGAAGGACGUGCUAAAUUUGGUCUACUUGUGCGAGGCGCUCAACCUGCCCGAGGUAGCCUCCUACUGGCAGCAGGUGAUCGACAUGAAUGAGUACCAAAGGCGGCGGUUUGCCUGCAGGAUCAUCGACUGCCUCUUCAACACUGUGACCGGUAAGAAGAUCGCUCUGCUGGGCUUCUCCUUCAAAAAAGACACAGGCGACACAAGGGAGUCGUCCAGUAUCUACAUCUCCAAGUAUCUGAUGGAUGAGGGCGCCAAGCUUUUCAUCUAUGACCCCAAAGUCCUCAAGGAACAAAUCAUUCACGACCUCUCUCAACCAAACAUCUCUGAGGACAACCCAGAAAGAGUGUCGGAGCUGGUGACCGUGACCUCUGACCCUUACGAGGCCUGCCAGGGUUCACAUGCACUGGUCAUCUGCACCGAGUGGGACAUGUUUAAGGAGCUGGACUAUGAGAAGAUCUACAAGAAGAUGCUGAAGCCGGCCUUUAUCUUCGACGGCCGCAGAGUGCUGGACCACCUCCACGGCCACCUUCAGAACAUCGGCUUCCAGAUCGAGACCAUCGGUAAGAAAGUGACUGUGACCAGAAUCCCCUACACGCCAGCAGCCGCCGGUCCUCGCGCCGCUGCCAUCGAACCUCCUGCCAAGAAAGCCAAAGCCUGAAACGCUAACCCACACACACCCAGCACAUUCCUCUCUCAGCCCUUUCCUAAUUGCCGGUGAAACCUUUGAUGCCGGUGCAACCCGCCGGAGGGAGUAACAGCUGCUGCAGGCCGGGGAGGGAAAAGUACAGCCUUCACAACUGAGUGAAUGUGAAAUCAUGAAUGAUAUUUAUCAACCAAAUAUUUUACAUUUACCAACGUUUUCCAAUCACACAUAAAUAGAUGCAAUUCUUUCAUUGUUUAAUGGCUAAAUGUAUUUUAUACAGUUUAAAAAAAAUAUUUUUAUAAAUCCACUUAACUUUGUCAAUCAGUGUUUGUCCUCUGAAUCAGCGAGUUUGUAUGAAAUAAAAUGUAACCGUAAUAUGUGCCU